Messenger RNA from Huiozyma naganishii CBS 8797, 1248 nucleotides. RefSeq names its product Sar family guanine nucleotide exchange factor SEC12 (gene SEC12). The transcript has a single exon. NCBI's taxonomy places the organism in Eukaryota, Fungi, Ascomycota, Saccharomycetes, Saccharomycetales, Saccharomycetaceae. Gene Ontology annotation, biological process: protein secretion. Gene Ontology annotation, molecular function: GTPase activator activity; protein binding; guanyl-nucleotide exchange factor activity. Bases 1 to 1248 code for a protein of 415 amino acids. The record is from RefSeq and is a predicted model, not a curated record. Gene Ontology annotation, cellular component: endoplasmic reticulum membrane.
AUGAAGUUCCCAACCACGAAUUUUGAUGCUGGGUAUCCUUUGUACGGUGCCAAAUUUAUCAAAGACGACACGGUUGUCGUCGCUGGUGGCGGGGGCGAGGGGAAGAACGGAAUUCCCAACAAGUUGACUGUUUUGAAAGUGUCCCCGGAAUCCGGGUUUGACGUGGUCACUGAAGUCACCUUGUCCGACAACGAUGAUUCACCCACAGCGAUGGAUGCAUUGGGGCCCAACGGUACCGUUCUGCUGGGUUGUAACGAGAACAGUGCUAAAAUUACCUCUGGUGAGGGGAACAAACACCUGAGAAAGUUUCAGUGUAUGACCUCAAAGGGGGAAAAAUGUACGCUCAAACACGUUGAUGCUGUUGAUCUGGACCACUCCAAAAGUAUUGACGACUAUACCAAAUUGAUAGAACUGUCCCCCAAGGGUGACCUCGCUGCCGUCGUGUCGUCAAAGGAGAAUCCAUCGGUACUUAAACUCGUUGACUCGAAGACGCUGGCCACAAGAUUUGAAAUCGAAUCACCUCAAGAGAUCAAGGACAUUAGUGUAUUGCCACAGGGUGAUUCCGUUUGCUUUUUGACCCCCCAUGGGGUCAAUAUUGUUAACACCAAGACUGGAAAGAUCGUGUCGACUCUGAGCGACAUCACAGAGUACAACCUAUCUAAAUGUAAGUUCAUUGACAACAGGACAGUUUUGGUGGCCUCGACUUUCCCACGAGGUAGACCAGGUGUCGUCCUCUUGGAGGUUGACAUCUCUACUGGAGGGAAUCCUCGGAUCACUAAGAAACAAAUCAUAUGCCACAAGUACCAAGGCAUCACCGCUAUGGAUCUAAACAACGGGAAUAAAAUUGCUGCUUUAGCGACAAACAGUAACGAUCUUUUGCUUGUCAAUUUGGUCACGUACAAGAUUGUGGAAACGAUCGCCGAGUUGCACGCGUUUGCUGUGACAAAAGUCACAAUUUCGCCAGACGGGACCUCUGUUGUUAGCGUCAGUGCUGCAAACACUGUGCAUUUGGUUAAGAUACCCACCAAUUUCGAGACACUCCAAACUGACAACGGGAAACUCUUGCAAUACGUUCUACUGUUCUUACUGAUUCUGGCGAUCAGUGUGUUCCUACAACGCAACAACUUGGGCAUCCAGUCUACUACCUCUGAGUAUUUGGAUUGGUUUAUCGCGCGGCCUUCUAAGCAGAGUCCGAAGGUUUACGAUUUUGCUGGGCCUGGAGAGGAGAUGUCAAUUCGUUACGAUUAA